AUGGAUCAACUAGAACCGGAAGAAGGAACAAACUCCAUUACAGAAUCUUCACAAGAAUGGCACAUUCUUAACCUUUUGAGAGUUUGUGAAAGGGAUCUUUUCGAAAGUAACCUUCAAGAGUUCAGAAAAAUACAAUUGACUGAAUCUCAAGAUGGCAAAAUUCGGCUUUGUAAGUUAAUAAAUGAAAUUUUGAGGUUGGAUCCACAAUAUUCCAUAAUACUCGUGGAGGAUCUGUCACACCUGUUCAACGAUUCUAACUUUUUGGUCCAGAAAUUCUCACUAAUUUCCCUAGUUGACUGUUUUAACAUACUAUUUAGCCAUAUUAUCGCAUCAAAUGAGGCGUUGGAAACGGUUCGCCUCACCGGUACACUAGACUCACUUUCAAAAUCACAAAUCACAAGAUGUAAACACGCUACCUCAAUUAAUAAUGGAUAUCCUAAUAACACUCAAGGACCUAAUCAUUACAACACAUCAAUUCGUAGCAGCAGUGGACUUAACGGUGUUCCAAACUCUGUUAAGGGAAAUGAAGAGGAGGCCCAGGAGGAGGAAAACCUGCCAUUUUCAUUGGAUAAUAUCAGAGUUACAGAAAGCUUCGCAGAUUUUGCGUGCAUUAGGUUCAUGGUACACACAAGACUUCUCGAGUGUGACUUCUCAGAUGUCAAGUACAGCUCACCUCAUUUCCUCCCAACCCUAAUACAUAACAGAACAAAGUUUUACUCAGUAAACCUGCUAAAAAUGCUCUUUUACGAACUGGCAAAUUAUCCAAAUUAUCUAUGUAACCAAUGCAUUAGUGAAUCUGAAACAAGUGAAGGUUUAGAAACCAAUAAAGUUAAAAGUAAGAAAAAGAAAGUCAAAGGAGUUAAAACAGAGGAAACAAAUUUAGAUAUAUACGAAACACUGUAUAAAUGGCAUUCAGAGUCAGUAAAUUUACUCAAAAUACUAAUUGCCAGACACAAUAAAUACAGUGGAAUGGAUGGAAAUAAAAAGGUAAAGAAGGAGAGUGACGGGUUAGUGGAGUCAGUUCUGAGCUGUGAAGUGGCAUGUAGUUUAAUAGGGUUUUAUCCAGAAUACUAUUUUGAGGAGUUUGUAGACGUUUUGGUGUCUUUGCUGAGAACUCAAAGUCACACAGUCUUUGAGCACAUUUUGUUUAGAAUCUUCUCGUUCAACAACUGUUACAGAUAUCACCACCUGUUAUUGGAUAAGGUAAAUGAAAAGGGCUAUGGACUAGAUCUGGAAACUAUGUACAAGCUGGUUCAAACGCUCCCGUCAGUGUCUUGUGAGGCGUACAGAGGAACGAUGAUGGCAGUAGAUAACUCAGAGGCACCAAAUAAAGAGACUAACUAUGACCUGUCAGAUAAGCUUGUAACAAGUUUAUCAGUAGAAGUUGAUGAGAAGCUAAACUUGUACCCGGCAGCACAAAUCUUCGAAUUUGAUAAGGAACUAGUUAAAAAUUACAAGAGCUCGAAAUUUAAAAACUCACAAAUUAACAUUUCAAACAAUUUCUAUAAAAGGAAACCAGUUAAUAUUACACCAAUAUCCUAUGAGCAUGUUCAUACUGAUGAACCAGUUGAAGAAGGUAAUGAUAAGGUAAGAGUUGAGAGUGAUAAAUUGGAGAAAAAGUUGGAAAUAGUGGAAGACAGCGUAAUAAAGAAGAAUGAAAAGUUGUUUGUACGUUUAGUAGGAAAUCAAAUGAUCGACACAGUAUCAAGUUAUCAGAGGUUUCUAAAAUUUGAAGUGAUUGGGCCCAAAGUCGUUAAUUUCGAUAGAUUUGCAAGUCUAGUUUUGAAGCACUUUUUGGUAUCAAAUUUGAUUAAAUUUGAGAAUAGGAAAGAAGUUCUUAGAAACUUGCUUGACUAUUUGGCUGAGCACACGUUGAUAAAUCACGCGGAGUCCCAUAUUCUAAAAUCACUAAAACACCAUAGCGGAUGCUACGGACUUUCAUUAUUGUUCAAUUGCGUUAAUAAACAGAACAGCGUGCAGUUGUUUAACAAGUUUUUGGAAGAGUUAAAUAGGCAUAUAAUCUUCUCGUAUACAACUAAUUUCGCCAAGUCAACUUCAACAACCGAUCAAUCGAGGCAAUUAAAAUACAUGGACGAGUAUGAAACUUUCGUUAAUUUGUGCUUGUCGUACGUGUGUGAAAAGUUAUCAGAAAGUGAAGAAGUGAGUGACAUAUCAGUGAAUGCACUGUCGAAGUUCGUGUUGAGCCUGCCCAAAAUCCCAGAUAAAAUGUCAGACCUGAUAUUAGUUUGGGUCAACUCUGAAAACCAAGGGAAUUUGAAGCUAGCAUUUUCGUUAGUCUCAAACCUCCUAAAGCAUUCCUCAUUGGUUAAAAGGGCUGAUUUCGAGAAGCUUUUAGGGAAAGAUAAUUUUAGAUACAUCUCGAACAUGUUGCUUGUAAAAAGGUCAGUUUUCGCCAUAUUCCUGACAUGCAUAACAAGUAAAAGGAAGCAAGUGUCAUCUUUAUUUCUCAGACUCCUGUCAUCUCAAAAGGGUUUGUACAACGUAAAAUACAACUACACAAUCAAGUCGUUUGAAUCAGUUCAUGAAGAGUUUGUAACGAAACUCAAAGAGUUUAAUGGCUCAGAAGAUGAAAAGGAUUUAGUAGAGGAUUGUUUAUAUUUGUCAGACAGACCAUUUUGGCAAUGGCCUAAAAAAUUAGUAGUCCUUGCAACUCAAUUAUUAAACUUUAAUCUAUCGCAUGUUCUAGAUUGUUAUGAAGAUGUUGAUGAAAGUGUGGUUGAUGAAGGUUUUGAUGAUGGAGAUGAAGAUAUUGGAGUAUGGAUAGAAGAGAGUGUAGGAUUAAUGUGUAACAGAAAUAGUUUAAAAACUAGUAAAUUUAUCAAAGAUGCUGUAGAAAGUCUUUUUAACAAUGAAUCACAGGAUAACACUAUUGACCAAGCUACUGAUGAUAAAUUGGAUAGAGCAGAUAAAGAUGAAUUGGAUUUUGAUAAAUCUGAUAAAGAUGAAUUUGAAGUGAUAAUGGAAGAUGUGGCGGAAAGGAAAGUUUCUGAAGAUGAUUUGGUAUACUUUGAACCAAUGUUAUCAUGCUGUAUUAAGAAUAGCAGAUUAGUGUUUAGAUUAUGCUCACUGGCAAAUUCAUACCCAGGAACUCACUUUUAUACCAAAUGCUCGCUAACACUAUCCAAUUAUCAAAAGGAACUACAGCUGAUUAUCAAGUAUAAUGAAGAGUAUAUGAGUUUGGUAGAAAGUGUAUUGGAAGAAAUGAGAAAAAAUUGGUGUAAUGUAAUGUUCAAAUUUGACGAGAGGACAAGCUUGGAGAAGAAUUUGAUGAAGUUGCUGAUGGAAAAGAUGAGCGUAACGCCGGAAUACGUGAUACAAAUGUCACCGUUCUUGACACCGGAACAGCUGAACAAGCUAUUGACGUUUUUGUUCAGGAAAUACGAAAAAGAUAAAAUAGUCAAAGUGUUAGAUGUCAUAAUUGAAACACCAAAAGUGUCAUUGCCACAACACUUCUUAUACUCAAUAUAUAACAUGCCAACAACACAAACUAGUACAUUAGGCACUGGAGGAGUGAGUGAAGGGAGUACAGUGGAUGAGAAGGAUUAUAUGAAGUUACAAGUAUUGCUGCUGGAUACAUGUAUAAAGUAUUGUACAAUGGGAAGGUUUUCAGUCGAGUCGGCAAUAUCAUCGCUGUACCUAAUUGUCGAGUCGUUUGAUAACAUCAACUUUGUAUUCGGAAGACUGUUGUGUCAGUUUGUCCAGAAAGUGCCCCUAACAAGGAAGGUAAUUGUUGACGUGAUCUUCCCAAAGUUGAUCCAGAAACAGUGCUGGCAAGAUAAACAACUUUUCAAAGGAGUUGUAAUUACAAUCUGCACACUCUGGAACCACUUCAAAGACCACCUCCUGAGAUAUAUCCUGGAAAUGCCAAACAGUAAUGUAAAGACAAUAUUAAAGGCACUUCAGGCACAGUAUAAUAUUUCAGACUAUUUCAAAAACAUCACACUACCAGAUAACGUACAAACCAUACUCCAAGAUGUUAUCAACAAUAAAUAA
Molecule: messenger RNA, 4014 nt
Organism: Theileria annulata
Lineage: Eukaryota; Apicomplexa; Aconoidasida; Piroplasmida; Theileriidae
Exons: 5
Coding region: 1-4014 (1337 amino acids)
Source: RefSeq, a predicted model, not a curated record